AUGGCACCCCCACUGUCCUACUACAGUCCCCCACUGUCCAUGUCUAGACCCCAAUCCAACUGUCCAUGUCUAGACCCCCACCCCCACUGUCCUGGUCCAGCUCCCCACCCCCACUGUCCUACUACAGUCCCCCACUGUCCUACUACAGACCCCCACUGUCCAUGUCUAGACCCCCACCCCCACUGUCCUAGUCCAGCUCCCCAGCCCGACUGUCCAUGUCUAGACCCCCACCCCCACUGUCCUACUACAGUCCCUCACUGUCCUACUACAGUCCCCCACUGUCCAUGUCUAGACCCCCACCCCCACUGUCCUACUACAGUCCCCCACUGUCCAUGUCUAGACCCCCACCCCCACUGUCCUACUACAGUCCCCCACUGUCCAUGUCUAGACCCCCACCCCCACUGUCCUAGUCCAGCCCCCCACCCCCACUGUCCUACUACAGUCCCCCACCCCCACUGUCCUGGUCCAGACCCCCACCCCCACUGUCCUAGUCUAGACCCCCACCCCCACUGUCCUAGUCCAGCCCCCCACCCCCACUGUCCUAGUCCAGCUCCCCACCCCCACUGUCCUAGUCCAGCCCCCCACCCUCACUGUCCAUGUCUAGACCCCCACCCCCACUGUCCUACUCCAAUCCCCCACUGUCCUAGUCCAGCCCCCCACCCCCACUGUCCUAGUCUAGACCCCCACCCCCACUGUCCUAGUCUAGACCCCCACCCUCACUGUCCUAGUCCAGACCUCCACCUCCGCUGCCAUGUCUAG
This is a messenger RNA of Oncorhynchus kisutch (coho salmon), 759 nucleotides long. RefSeq names its product extensin-like. The record is from RefSeq and is a predicted model, not a curated record. Lineage: Eukaryota; Metazoa; Chordata; Actinopteri; Salmoniformes; Salmonidae. The transcript has a single exon. Bases 1 to 759 code for a protein of 252 amino acids.